Benincasa hispida (wax gourd) is the source of this 2295-nucleotide messenger RNA. RefSeq names its product RabGAP/TBC domain-containing protein. Gene Ontology annotation, molecular function: GTPase activator activity. Gene Ontology annotation, biological process: activation of GTPase activity. The record is from RefSeq and is a predicted model, not a curated record. NCBI's taxonomy places the organism in Eukaryota, Viridiplantae, Streptophyta, Magnoliopsida, Cucurbitales, Cucurbitaceae.
AUAAAUUACAAAAAGGGAAAGAAAAAAAAGAAAAUAGCACAAACGAGAAGCAAAGCAAAACAAAGAAAAGCAAAGAAUAGCCAGAAGGAGCAUCGGCAGCCGCUCUCUGAAAGUUGAUGCAACAGCAACUGCUUCUCCGACGGCGAUGCUAGAAACCGACAUUCACGAUUUGUCCGAUGAUGCCGAUUACGCAGCCUCACAGCAGCAAGGUUCUGCAAGCAUGAUGCGGACCGAUAGCGGUCGAGGAAGCUCAUCCAGCGAACCUGAAGGUGCUGAGGUUGUUUAUUCUAAAGAAAAUGUGACAAUUCAUCCUACGCAGUUUGCGUCUGAAAGAAUUAGUGGAAGAUUGAGGUUGAUCAAACAAGGAUCGUGUCUGUUCAUUACAUGGAUUCCUUAUAAAGGACAAAACUCAAAUGCGAAAUUAUCGGAGAGAGAUAGAAAUCUUUACACCAUCAGAGGAGUGCCGUUCACCGAAGUCAGGUCUAUCCGUCGCCAUACUCCAGCAUUUGGUUGGCAAUACGUUAUAAUCGUAUUGUCGUCAGGACUUGCAUUUCCAUCUCUUUAUUUUUACAAUGGAGGAGUUCGGGAGUUUCUUGCUACUGUAAAGCAACAUGUUUUUCUUGUGAGGUCUGAAGAAGAUGCAAAUACAUUCCUAGUGAAUGAUUUUCAGAAUCCUCUUCAGAGAACUUUAUCGUCUUUGGAGCUGCCAAGGGCUGGUUCGAUAGCCAGUGGACCCGUUUCAUCCAUUUCAGUUGAUGAGUCUCCAUCAAAUGCAGAAAGGAGGGCUGGUGAAGAUUCUCAUGAUGAAAGAUCCAAAAUUUCUCGGUACAGUGGGAAACAAAGACAAAAGGUUCAUGAUCCAGCACGUGACCUCCCAAUUCAAAUUCUGGAAAAAUUUUCUCUUGUCACCAAAUUUGCACGAGAAACAACUUCACAACUAUUUCGUGAAAAUCAUAAUAAUGGUUUUAGUGCGGAAGAGAUGCGAAUCCAAAAUCAAUCUUCUCUUGAUUCCCCUCAGAGACCAUCCAAUGGUUUAGAAAAAGUUACAGAUGACAGUCCUGUUGUCCAAGAACCUAUUCAGUUUGAUAAAUGGACCCUAGUGUGGGGAAAGCCACGACAACCACCUCUGGGAUCUGAAGAGUGGGCCACUUUCUUGGAUGCUGAGGGACGAGUUAUGGAUUCAAAAUCCUUGAGAAAGAGAAUAUUUUAUGGGGGAGUAGAGCAUAAUCUACGAAAAGAGGUAUGGGCUUUCUUGUUGGGAUACCAUGCUUAUGAUUCCACGUAUGCUGAGAGGGAAUAUCUUCAAUCCAUCAAAAGAUCAGAGUAUUUGACAAUAAAGAACCAGUGGCAGAGUAUCUCCCCGGAGCAGGCAAAAAGAUUUACCAAAUUUAAAGAAAGGAAAGGCCUUAUUGAGAAAGAUGUGGUGAGGACAGACCGAUCACUUUCUUUCUUUGAUGGGGAUGAAAACCCUAAUGUGAAGCUUCUGCAUGAUAUUUUGUUGACCUACUCAUUUUAUAACUUCGAUCUUGGAUAUUGUCAGGGUAUGAGUGAUUUUCUUUCACCGAUAUUGUUCGUAAUGGGCGAUGAGUCAGAGUCAUUUUGGUGUUUUGUUGCUCUAAUGGAACGCCUUGGACCAAACUUUAAUCGUGACCAGACGGGCAUGCAUUGCCAACUUUUUGCAAUUUCCAAGCUGGUAGAGUUGUUAGAUACCCCAUUGCAUAACUACUUCAGCCAGCAUGAUUGCUUGAAUUAUUUCUUUUGCUUCCGUUGGGUUCUCAUACAGUUCAAAAGAGAAUUUGAAUACGAAAAGGUCAUGCAUCUAUGGGAGGUAUUAUGGACUCAUUAUCCAUCUGAGCACCUGCAUCUGUACAUUUGUGUUGCGGUCUUGAAGCGCUAUCGUAGCAAGAUAAUGGGGGAGCAGAUGGACUUUGACACGCUCUUGAAAUUUAUUAAUGAGUUGAGUGGUCACAUUGACCUUGAUGCUGCCAUCAGGGAUGCAGAGGCUUUAUGUGUAUGUGCUGGAGAGAAUGGUGCAGCUAACAUCCCUCCUGGAACCCCUCCCUCAUUGCCAUUGGAUGAUGGUUCAUAUUACAUUCAGCAAGAUGAAGUCUUAUAGAGAUAUUCAUUCUAUUCCUUGUUGAUUAACAAGCCCUGGUAGUCCAAUAUAUUGGAAAACAAAGAAUUGCGCAUCUGUUAAGUAGCUUAAUUUUGUAGGAAAGUAUGGAUUUUUAAAUUUUCCAUGGUAUCAAUCUAUCAUAUUAUAUGAAUGUUCCAUGAUCUCUGACGAGCAGGCAA